AUGGCUGGUGAAUCCCACGACCUCUGUGCCGGCUGCCCUCGGCCUCCAGUGGCCCGGCCAGGGUCCCUCAGCUCUGGCCGGUGCUGGGCUGUGGGCAAAGCCAGCCAGGAUGAGACCCUGCCGCCGCCCGCCCUGCCCCCUGCCCAGGGCUUCUUCCUCUGGCCCACAAUAGGAGGCUCGUACAGCCCAGACACUGGGCACCAGCAGGCUCCUCCUCCCCAACGCCCGGGCCCUUAUCAGGAAGCAAUUUGGGUUGGUGGGGAGGGGGAAGUCCGAGGCCCCGGGCUCCGCAAGGUGGGUAGGAGAGAUAGGGAAGUGGGGAGGGGGCCGUGGGGCCCUGCUGGGAGGGCCUGAGGAUGGAAGGGAUGCCGGGAGCCAGCGCUGUCCUUGCUGGCCUGGCCCUUGACAUGGUCCCAGAGCUGCCUUCCCUCCUUGCCAGGCAAGGCGCCCGCACCUUUAAUUAGCGAGCAGCAGCCUCUCCCCGAUUCAUCUCAGUCACUGUUUAAUUAGCCGCGCACAAGGCACCCCUACCCCCCAGCUCUGGGUUGAGCAGCCUGCCUCUCUCACGGAGGCUGCCACCACCUCAUGGUGUCCCCUCUCACACACACACACACCCCACCGUAUUUAUUCUGCUCCCCAGAAGGGGGGAUGGGGCGGGCACGCCUGGCUGAAACCUCAAGGAGAUUCUGGGCACUGACGCUUGUAUUCAAAGCAUCCAGCAAACAUUAUUAGGGCUUCGAGUCUGCGCCAGGCUGGCGCUGGGCGGAACCCAGGCUGGAUGGGGGUGGCCGGCCGCCGUCCUGUCCAACUGUUCCAGAACGGCUUUUCCCUUUGGGAGGUGCCGGGACACCUCUCCAGCUGGUCCCAGGGUGUUGGGAAAAGCUUAAUAAUCCUCCCUGUUGCUCCCCCCCGCACCCCGCAACCAGAAAGGAAUGACCCUUUCUUCCUUCGCCUCCCUGCCCCAGAGCCCAGCAAGCCCCCCAGAGAAGGCUGCAUCCACUGCAGGGGAGAGGGCCCUUCCUCCAGCCGGGCCUCCGCAGUGCUCAGAUCCCAGAGGCCCGGGCCGAGGCCAUGGGCAAAGGGAGGCGGUGAGGCGUCUCAGUCCCGCUCUGGGGCCUUGGGGGCACAGGAGAGAGCCCACAGCCUGUGGCCGAACCGGCUGCCCUCUGUUGCCCUGAAGCAGGGUGGAGCUGGUGGCCCCGGCAGCGCUCACACCCUUCCGGGCAGAGCCGGGGUGCCACCGCCUCAGGGCAGCCAGCUGGAGGCUGGAGGCUCAGGUUCCAGCAGCCCUGCGCCCCAGUCCCUCCUGUGGCUCCAGGCAAAUCAGCCGCCCUGGGGCCUCAGUCCUGCCCACAGAAGGGUGCCGGCCCCCCUGCUCUGAUAUGGACUAGGGACACAGAAGGACUAAUGCUUUAUCUGGUACUGACCGUCUGUGUGGCCGCGGCCAGCCACCAAACUGUGCCGUGCCUCAGUUUCCCCAUAAUGUCUACCUCGUGGGCUGUCCUGAGGAUUAAAUGAUUCACGAUGUUUAACACACUCAGAACGGUGCCUGGCAGAGGGAGGAAUCAUUGGCUGUUUCUGCCAUGAUUUCCCCUGCUUUUACCGAUCGAUAUUUAUUGCCAGGUAUGAGGGACUCGGUGGUGAGUAAUAUGGCAAUCUCCCUGCCUUUCAGAGUUUUCUUUCCGGUGGGGGAGGCGGAUGAAAACAAGUAAAUAAAGGAAAAGUGCAAUUUCAUCUGAACAAAGUCUGCGGUUUAGUUAAUAGUAAUGUGCCGGCGUUAACAUCUUGGUUUUAACAGAUGUACCAUGGUCAGGUUAAGGGACGCGGUGACGUCGAGAAAAGUGGAUGAAAUGUAUACAGCGACCCUCUGUACUGUCUUUGCAGCUUUUCUGUGAACCUAAAAUUAUCCCUCCCCCAAAAAAGUUUAUUUAAAAAGUACAAUUUCGGGUAAGGGUAAGUGCCAUGAAGAAAAUAAACAGGGCUAAGAUAGAAGAGGGUGUGGGGGCCGUUGUAGACAGGGUGGGGUCUAGGAGGGUCUCUGUGAAGAAGUGACACUUGGGAGAAACUGAGUGAUGGGAAGGAGCCAACCUUGGGAGAUGAGGGAAGGGCCUGCCCCAAGCGGACUGACCGGCAAGUGCAAAGGCCCGGAGGCAACCACUGCCUUGGGAGGUUUGCAGUCCACCCGCUGGGUGGGAGAGGCUGGAUGUGGGGAGAUGCGUUCAGAGGAGGAAGUAGCUUCCCUUCAGCAUCAUUUUGCCCUUUCAGAGGACAGGAAGGAAGGAGACUCGGCAAGAGCCUGUACCUAGCACUCUGGUACCUCUUUUUUUUUUUUUUUAAAGUAAGCUCUACGCCCAACACGGGGCUUGAACUCACGGCCCAGAGAUCAAGAGUUGCACGCUUCACCAACUGAGCCUGCCAGGCCCCUCUCUAGUAGCUCAUUUUAGUCUGUAACUUAGUUACCCCGUGGGGGCAAUGUGGUCAUUUCGCUUCUAGACAAGCCGGUGGACAGGUGGAGACUCGGCCCAUGUCACAGGCCUGUGCUUGGAAGGAGACACCUCCUGGGUGUUGAGGUUGUGCUGGGGUCUCGCUGGGAGACACGGAGCGGGUCCAGGCCUGGGUGUGGCUACGGAGGGGUGGGCCAAGCCAGGCACCCUGUGGAUGGGGUCUCUGGCCAGCAUGAGACCAUGUGUCACGGCAAGGGAGCACCUCUGUGUGAUAGUUACGUAAUCCACUCCAGUAACAGUAACACCACACGUAUGUCAUACAAAAUUCUGGAAGUCCAAAACAACAGAUAGGGUGACAAUUUAGAUUCCCCCCUCCCCCCCACUUUUCCUCCCCAGGGAUGCUGUCUGAGACCCGUUCCUUGUGGUCUGGACGACAACUCUUGGACCACACCAGCGGACCAUCGGCGGGCCCCCUGGUACCACCUUCCAGAAAGCCCUAGAUGCAGGGCUGUCUUUUCUCAUCCUCAUCCCCAGCCUUGCCGUGUGUGUAUUGAGCCCUUCCCGUUAAGUCAGAGUGAACUGGGGCGCAGGCAGGUUAAGUCGCUCUCCCACAGGGUUCAGACUCAGGGACUCUCUGACAGCAUUGUACAGAUGAGGAAAGCGAGGCACAGAGAGGUUGUGCGACCAGCCCCCCAUGACUCUGAGCGGGUUGAGGGGCCGGGACCCGAGUCCGGCUGGCUCACUUCAGAACCCACUGCACCGCUGCGGCACCGUCCUGGGAGAAACGCCCCCAACUCUGGAGCCCACCGGACCCAGGACUGAUGUCCACCACUGCCUGGCUGCAUAGCCUCGGGCAAGUCACCGUCUUCCCUGCGAUGCGGGGGGGCCCCCCCCAGGACAAAGAGAAGGAAGCUUUCCUCUCAGAUGGCUUGAGGGUGAGUGCAAGUGGUGGAGAGCUCAGGCGUGGGGCGGGCUCCGGGCACACUGGUCUCACCCCCGCUUGUCAUGAUGGGCAGGAGGAAGGGCACGGCCAGGUGGGUGCUUCAGGGGGCCCUCAGCUCAGGUGGGGCCUUCCUUCCCUGCAGCUGUGCAGACAGAGCAGGGGGUCGGCCCACGAGAGGGAUGGGUGGAACCCUCUCCCCACUGCCUCCCAGCACGCAGCCACGCUGCUGACCCAGGAGUUCUGAGGAGUCAGGAGAGGGGAGGGGGGUUUCCAAAGGUUUGUGUGAUGCCCGCCCCCCCCCCACCCACACACAGACUGAGCACCAGGACCCUGCGGGGGUGGGGAGGUGGCUGGGGCAGGAUGCAGAGGAGGAGGCUGCAGCCAGAAGCGGGCACCCAGGUGCCAGCUUAGGCUGGAUUCCUGGGGAUCUCCAUACUGGCAGUGUGACCUCAGGCUGGUGGGCUGGCCUCCAGCCAGGCAGGCUCAGAAAACGGAUUCAUCUACCUGCCCUGCCCACCCCGGGAUGAUCAGAAUGUUGGGGGCUAAAACAAUCAGAUUCUCCAGGACAAACCCAAAUGCCAGUUUUUUUCAUCUGCAGUGUGCACCAGACUGUUAGGGGCCAGACUAUUUUAGUCCCCCAUCCGGUUCCCUUCCUCACACCCUAGGCCCUGAGAACCUGGGUUAGUAAUGACAAGGGGGCCCUGGGAUCUAGGUGUAGACCGAGGUCUUGGAGUGAUCCUAGCCAGGCUGCAUCAGAACAGCACCGUGGAGCGGAGAAUGCUGGGACCGGGGAGGCAAAACCACGCUUGGGUUUGCCGCCCGGCUCUGCUGUGUCCCUGGGCAUGCUAACUCACCACCGUGAGCCUCAUUUUCCCCAUCUGUAAAACGGGGCUGUUAUCAGGCCGAGAUCUCACCGCAAAGAUAGAGCUUGUGACACAAUGCACAACCUGUAGUAGGUGCUCAAUAAAUCACUCUCCUCCACUGACUAGCCAAGUAAUCUUGUUUUCCAAACCCUACGGGGCCUAGAGACAAACUCUGGCACUUGUCCUGUAUUCACACGGCCGUCUGGGAUCUGUACUUUGGCUGCCAAAUGCUGGAACAUUUACAAGAAGAUGGAAGAGAUGAUUUGCAAGUGGUGCUGUCCCUGCUAAUGGGGCUUGGUGGUCACAGGGCCUCCUCUGCAGGUGCCAGGAGUCUCCUGAGCCCGAGACACCUCUCUCUUGCCCAAGGCUGGGCUUGCCCAACUCACAGAGGUUUCUCUUUGGCAAGUCCUUUUUCUCAAAGGCUCCUGACAAGACAAGACGCCGCCUUCUGUCCUGAUGAUGCCUGGGUGUUGCGUGUGGUCUGUAAGAGCCGAGGCUGCUGCGGAGGGUGGAAGGGGGCUGGGUCAGUUCUUGCCGGGCAUCCUUGAGGGGCCUUCACGCUCCGAUCCCCCCCUGACCCGUGGAGCAGGGCUGAGGGCACAUGGCAGGGCGAUGCUCCCCUGUGGGCCAGCGUGACCGUGCUUGAAAAACUGGGGGUUUCUGAGGGGGUUUUCAAGGCAAGGAGGAUGAUUUUUAGAAAACAUUCUGUCUUUUCUGUGAGGUGGAAACUGUGAGCCAGAUAUGACCUUGACCAUCAGUGUUUUUCCAGGAAGAUGCUAAAUUGAUAUUGGGCCGAAAAGGGCAUUCGUGGUCAAAUAAAUUUGGGAAACACCACCAUGAACAUCCGAUGGGCUUCCUCACUGCAGGUUUCUCAGGCCCUUUCCUGAGCAUUUGCUAAGGGCAGGGGCUGUACCUACUCAGCAGCCAGGCCUGUUGGAUGGUCAUGUUCUUUUCAACCGUCUUUUCUUUCUUUCUCCCUCCCUUCCGUCCUUCCUUCCUUCCUUCCUUUCUUUUUUAAAUUUAUUUAUUUAUUUUGAGAGGAGAAAGAGGGAGAGCGUGCGCAGGGGAGGGGCAGAGAGAGAGGGAGACAGAAUCCCAAGCAGGCUCCUCACAGCCAGCACAGAGUCCGAUGACGUGAGGUUCACACCCACGGACCGUGAGAUCACGACCUGAGCAGAAACCAAGAGUCAGAUGCUUAACUUACUGAGCCACCCAGGCGUCCCUCAAAUUGUUUUCUCAAAAAGCAUCUCGUGAGACUAGAGGGCUAUGGAACACACUUUGGGAAAUGCCGAAACGGUUGAAAAUUUCCCCCUCCUCCAUGUAUGAAAGCUGGAGGACAUGAGGGGGAGAUGGAGGCCAAAUAAGUUGAAAGGACUUGGAGGGUGUUCGAACCUUUAUUUUAUUUUGUAAAUGGUGUAUUAUUUAUUUAUUUAUUUAUUUAUGGGAGAGAGAGAAAGAGUGCAUGAGCAGAGGGGAGAGGUAGAGGGAGAGAGAGAGAGAGAGAGAGAGAGAGAGAGAGAAUCUUAAGUAAGCUCCCCGCUCAGUGCAGAGCCCAACUCGGGGCUCAAUCCCAUGACCCUGGGAUCAUGACCUGAGCUGAAAUCAAAGAACCAGACUCUCAACAGAGUGAGCCACCCAGGCACCCCUCCAACCCUUAUUUUAUUUUUUUAAAUGUUCAUUUAUUUAUUAUUUUGAGAGAGAGAGAGCGACAGACACAGUGAGAGAGAGAGAGAGAGAGAGAGAGAGAGAACAAGCAGGGGAGGGGCAGAGAAGGAGGGAGACAGAGGAUCCAAAGCAGGCUCUGUGUGCUGUCAGUGCAGAGCCCAAGGUGGGGCUCAAACUCAUGAACCAUGAGAUCAUGACCUGAGCUGAAAUCAAGAGCUAGACUCUCACGCGACUGAGCCACCCAGGUGCCCCUCCAACCUCUACUUUAAAGCUGGGACUUUGGGACACCUGGUUGGCUCAUUCAGUGGAGCGUGUGACUCUUGAUCUCAAGACCAUGAGUUUGAGACCCACAUUGGGUGCAGAAAUUAAAAAUAAACUAAUCUCUAAAAAGCUGAGACUUUAAUCCCUAUUUUAUGUGUGUCAACUCACAACCACCCUGGAGAGUAAACACUGCUGUCGUCUUCAUUUUUCUGAGGGUAAACAGAGGCACAGAGAGGCAGGCCCUUCCCCAAGGUUCACAGCUUGUAAGCGGGAUUUGAACUCAGGCUGCCUGAAUGAGGGGCUACACACACAACCACCGCGCAUGCCUUCACCACGGAGGCUGGGUUGGUGAAGCCGGCCCUGCCCAGCAGCCACACGCUGAGGCUCCUGUCUGAGGGUUAAGCUUCCUGCAAGAGGCUGGUCUCCAGUGUUCUUGGGAGAGUCUGCCUCCCAUUUCAUAGGAUGACAGUCUUCAAGCUCUGAAUCCAGGGCCUGGGGACACCCAGUAGGCGAGCCCUGCUGUCCACAGCUUGCCUAGCAGCAGUCUGGCCCCACCAAGAGGCUCUGUUAUGGUCUCAUUUCAUCCGCACCCCGGUUUCUCCAUUCUUGCAGGAGAGGCUUAGAGGGGAGCCAAGACUCAGAGCGGGGAAGUAAUUGUCCCAGCCACACAGCCAGGAGAUGGUGAGGCUGGGAUUCACAGUCAGGCAGUUGGAUUCCAGAGCUGGAUGUUCAGGAUUCAGGUGCCCUUGGUGACAAAGCAGUGGCUUUCCGGAGCCAGGGCAGGGGUACAGCAGCAGGGUCACGCCCCACCACGGCCCUGUUCUCCUCUGACUCGCCAUGGCCCCUACCGAUCCUCUACAGUCCCCCUCUGGACAGAUACGUUCUCCAGUUCCUUGCUAAUGUCUCCGGGCCUCCCCUUCCCAGCCUUACACAGGCCAACAGUCAGUAGCAUAAAAACAGGCAGAUCACUCAGGGCUUUAUCUCCAGCUCCCGGAGCAGGGUCUUGGCCAUAGCCUCCCUCUGGGGGGCAGACUUUUUGUUCUGGGUGUUUUUUCUUCCCUUUGGUUCACCGGUUCCUGGAGGUGGGCUUGUUUGUCCGUCUGUGUCCAUCCACAGACCCUCAUUGGACACCUGUCGUGGGCCUGGCCCCAGCUGGGCUGGCUUCUGUAGCAGCUGUGCUGGCCCUCACUUGCCCAGAGGGUAGGCAGGACUCCAGGAUGCUUCCAGAUCUCCCUGGAGUCAGGGAUGCAUGACUGUAUGGGCAGGAUCUAUUGCUUGACAGUAGGACAGGACAUGGGUUCAAAUCCUACUUCAGUAAUUUAAUAAUAAAGACACAAAUGACCCAUGUUUUUUUUAAAUGAGCAAAGGAUCUGAGUAGACAUUUCUCCCAAGAAGAUAUGUAAAGAGCCAAUAAGCACACGAAAGAUGCUAAACACUAUUAGCCAUCAGGGAAAUGCACAUCAAAACCACGUGGGAUAUCACAUCAUACACACUAGGAUGGCUCUAAUCAAAAAGACAGAUCAUAACAAGUGUUGGCGAGGACAUAGAGAAAAUGUGACCUUCACGUACUGCUGGUGGGAAUGUAAAGUGGUGCAGAUGUUCUGGAAAACAUCCUCAGAAGACGAAACAUAGCAUUAUCCUAUGCCCCAGCAAUUCCACUCCUAGGUGGAUCCCCCCAGGGACUUGAAAACACAUGUCCACACACACAAAUGACAUAAAUGUUCGUAGAAGUAUUAUUCAUAAUACCCAGAAAAGUAGAAAUAACCUGAAUGUCUUUCAACUGAUGAAUUGAGAAAUAUAACAUGGGAUGCUACUUAGCCAUUAAAAGGAAUAAAGUGCCGACCACACACUAUAGCACGGGUGAACCUUGAAGUCAUGUUAAGUAAAGGAAGCCAGACACAAGCACCACACAUUGUGUGAAUCCAUUUAUAUGAAAGGUCCAGAACAGACACAUCUGGAGAGACAAAAAGUGGUUGCUUAUGGCUAGGAGCAGGGGUUUGGGGAAAUGGGGAGUGACUGCUAAUGAGUAGGGUUUUGUGGGGGGAAUAAUGACAAACUUAGCAAAUAGUGGUGUUGGAUGCACAGCUCUGUGAAUACACCAGAAACCGUUGAAUUGGACUCUAAAUGAGUGAAUUGUGUGAUAUGUGAAUUACAUCAGCAUAAAGCUGCUAUAAAAAGUUAGGAAAUACAGAUAAGCAAAAGAAAAAAAAAUGGUAAGGUCAUAAUCCUAUCAUGUAGAGACAACCCCUGUUACAUUUUAUUUAUUUU
Molecule: messenger RNA, 8444 nt
Organism: Panthera uncia (snow leopard)
Lineage: Eukaryota; Metazoa; Chordata; Mammalia; Carnivora; Felidae
Source: RefSeq, a predicted model, not a curated record